AUGGCACUGUCAUCCAACCACCUUGUCCAACUUUGUCUUGAGAAGGCCCAAAGCCUUUUCUCUUUACUUCCACCCAAUGUGCAAGACUAUAUUUCCCGCCCAUUGGUGCGAAAAGCUGUCGCGAUUGUGGUAGCCCUCCAGCUGCUCAGAGGCGUCAACCGCUACCUCUCGCAACAGGCGCAGAACAACUGGGUCCGCGCGCGCCCGUGGAAUUCGUCGCGAGAACUGGUCCUACUCACCGGAGGAAGCAGCGGUAUUGGAAAGCAGAUUUUGCUUGAUCUGUCAAAGUUGAAUGUGAGGACUAUAAUUGUCGAUGUGAAGGAGCCCGAUUUCAGAUUACUGGAUAUCACCUCUACUGCUGCCUUGAAAGAGACAGCAACGCAGAUCCGGAGAGAUCAUGGCCAUCCAACCGUGCUAAUCAACAACGCCGGGGUAGGAUUGUCAGGGACCAUUCUCGAAGAACCGGAGGAGCACAUCCGUCUGACUCUCGAGGUAAACACGCUGGCGCACUUCUGGACAGUGAAAGAGUUUUUGCCCAGCAUGAUCCAGAACGAUCACGGGCACAUUGUGACUAUCGCCAGCAUGGCAAGUUUCGUGGCUCUGGGGGAGAUGGCUGACUACGCCGCCUCGAAGGCCGCGGCGCUGGCUUUCCACGAGAGUCUGACGCAAGAGAUCAAGCACUGGUAUGGCUCAAAACGCGUUCGCACCAGUAUCAUUCAUCCGCUGUGGGUGCAAACACCCAUGAUCAGCGCUCUCGUUGCACGCCGUGCCCAAUUCAGACAGCCAAUCAUGAGCCCAGAAAAGGUAUCGCAGGCUGUGAUCAAGCAACUGGUGAACAGCAAUGGAGGCCAGGUGGUCGUGCCGGCGUCGUACGGAUUUGCAGCCCUGCUCCGGGGCUUUCCCAACUGGUUACAGGAGCGCUCGCGAGACAGGGAAUCGCAAAAGCUUGUUAGGCUACAACGUCUACAGCAGGAGCCGGCUAAGAGCUUGCAAAAUUAG
Aspergillus nidulans FGSC A4 is the source of this 999-nucleotide messenger RNA. RefSeq lists its product as uncharacterized. Gene Ontology annotation, molecular function: all-trans-retinol dehydrogenase (NADP+) activity. The transcript has 3 exons. Bases 1 to 999 code for a protein of 332 amino acids. Gene Ontology annotation, biological process: retinol metabolic process. NCBI's taxonomy places the organism in Eukaryota, Fungi, Ascomycota, Eurotiomycetes, Eurotiales, Aspergillaceae. Gene Ontology annotation, cellular component: membrane. The record is from RefSeq and is a predicted model, not a curated record.